Patella vulgata (common limpet) is the source of this 2500-nucleotide messenger RNA. RefSeq names its product RNA-binding protein 8A. The transcript has 6 exons. The record is from RefSeq and is a predicted model, not a curated record. Gene Ontology annotation, biological process: RNA splicing. Gene Ontology annotation, molecular function: mRNA binding. Lineage: Eukaryota; Metazoa; Mollusca; Gastropoda; Patellidae. Gene Ontology annotation, cellular component: cytoplasm; nucleus; exon-exon junction complex. The coding region runs from base 80 to 592 and encodes 170 amino acids.
GAAAUUCUUUUUAAGGAAGAGUUGUCGUUGCUGACGGAAGACGUCGCUAGUGAGCACGUGUUAAAAACGAUUGUAAACGAUGGCGGAGGUUAUGUUAGAAGUUGAAGAUGGGGAUGAAUUUGAGGUUGACGAAGAAGGAGAUCAAGGUCUCGUGAAGUUGAAGGAAAAGGCAAAGAAGAGAAAAGGGAGAGGAUUUGGAUCAGAUGGUCCAACCAAGAGUGGUGUAGAAGAAUAUGAAGGAAUGGAAGUAGAUGACGCUUUAUCAGUGGAUGGACCAGGACCACAAAGAUCGGUUGAAGGAUGGAUUUUGUUUAUUACUGGAGUACAUGAAGAAGCGCAAGAAGAUGAUAUUUACGACAAGUUCUCAGAAUUUGGUGAAAUAAAGAAUUUACAUUUAAACUUAGACAGAAGAACAGGUUUCCUCAAGGGUUAUGCUUUGGUUGAAUAUGAGACACAUAAAGAAGCUGAAUCGGCAAUGGAUGCUUUAAAUGGUAGUGAAAUAUUGGGACAGAAGAUUAAUGUUGAUUGGGCAUUUGUUAGAGGACCUAGAAAUGUCAAGAAAGACAGAAGAGAUGACAGACGUAGAAGGUGAACAAAUAAAAAUGGUUGAUGUGAAUCAUGAUGUAUAAAACCUUUCAUUCAUCAAGUGUCACAAGGAUAGUUCUACCAAAUUUAAAAACCUUUUUACAAUUCUAUACCUUACAGGCCGGUAUUUUCAAUAAUUUUAUUUAACUAGCCAGUGCUUCACGUUUAUAUAAAUGUGUGGGAGCCACAAAAGAACUCCUGCCAAUUUCAAAAAAGAAAAAAAAAGCUCCCUUAAAAAAAAAACCUUAAUUAUAUUGCAAGAGUAAGUCUACAUUUUGUUGAAUUAAGGAGAGCCAAAUUAUAUUUAUGCUUUAGUCUUGUUUAAUAUUUGGUGAAUAUGUUUGGAGAAUAUGGUAGCGUCAAAAUUAUCAUCAUGGAAACUGAUAGCUCUGAGGUAUGCAGUUUAAAAAUAAACAAAAACUGCAAUUAGUUUAUUAAUCUCAAUAUUUAGGAGAGUGAUUUAGCUAAUUUGCAGGAGUCUUUAAUGAUUCCCGCGAAGCAAAUUUGAGAGGAGCAGGAACAAAAGCUCACCUUAAACGUGAAGGACUGCAAUUAUUGCUCUUAAUCCAUUUUGAAAUGAAACCUGACAUGUCACAUAAUGCGAGGGUCUUGUUAAUUCAAAAGUUUCCUGUAAGACAAAUUGCAUUUCAUCAGCUUUUAUUCUGGUGGCAAUUCUCUGUAUUUUGAUUACGACAGAUGAUACCAUCAAAAACAACUGAAAACAGGGUCCUCAAAUUUGAUUGGCUUGUUAUUUAGUAGAUAGGUCGUUGUUUUAGGAGUAGGCCAUUGAUUGUAGUCAAAACUCCCCUGCAGAUUACGAGCUGUACAGCGUAAGUAGCUUCCCUUUGUCACGAAAUCAUAUCAUAUGUACAUAAUCAUUACAAUUAUAUAUAAACAUUGUCAUAUAUUUGUUUUUAGUUUAAUCUACGAUGUGUGGAUAAUAUAAUUAUGCAUUAUGAAGUUGUCUGUACAGGCGGUUAAAUCUAUUUGUUAAGGCCAGCUCAAUUUUUGUCAAGGUCGCCAAGAUGUAAACAAGCUUAGGGUAUGGGUUAGAGUAAGCAUUGGGGCUAGGUUCAGGGUUGAGUUAGUGUUGGGAUUAGAUCUAGCUGUUUUUACAUCUUGUGACCUAAGAUGAAAAAUUGAGCAGGCCUUAUCAUUUAACACUAGCCCGAUACAGACAUGUCGUAUUAGAUCAACCAUAAGUCUCAAAGAGAAAUAGACAUCCAAGCAAUUUACAUUACAAAGUGCUGUUAGCAGAACUAAAAUCUAAAUGGGACAUAAAUGUCUUUUAGAAAUUGACAGCUGUAUUUAACUAAUUUGUAGCAGGACCACUCAUUGCCAUUACCAGUGGAAACCGCAAGCACAUGGAAAAUGGACAAUCUUUCAUAAAUAAUACUAAACAUUGUUAUGCCUAAGGCCUAAGGUUAUGCCUGAAAUCCGUUUGGCCAUCAUAUUUUUAUUAGACCAUUUUCACCAUAAUAAUAUGACCAGAUGAUGAAAUAACUCCAUGGUUUUAGCCAAAAUACCAUCUAUUUUAACUUUCUACAUAGCCUCAACUUAAUGUUAUUUUUGAAAGCGAUUAUUUAUUUUACACGCCCUGGGUUUAUGACUGGAUAAAUUGAGAAGGCUAAAUCGGUGACGAUCCUGCACAUGUGACGUCAUGCGUGGAUUGUGGGUUAGGAUAAGAGUUAGGACCUGCAGAUUUCGUCAACGUCUAGAGAUGUAAACAGGGCUAACCCUAACGCACAAUCCAUGCAUGACUUUAUAUGUGCAGGGGACCAUCUUGGAUAAAUAUCAUGCUUGUAGUCAUUUUGUGUUAGUUUUUAUCAUGAAUCAUUUCUACAUACAAUGUAAGCUACAGUCAUUGUUGUAAAUAUUUUAAUUACUUUAAAAUAAAUAGAAAUCAGCAUAAAGA